CCCAAAAAACAUCGCAGAAGAAGAGUUCUUGGAGAGGAGAGACCAUUGCCAUCAAUGACAGAAAACCAGCCACAGAGACAUGUUUCUAGCACCAAAAAGUGUAAGAAUUGUCAUGAGCUUGGGCAUAACAAGAGGACUUGCAAGAAUCCGAGCAUCGUAUCACAAAAUCAACCACCUGAAGGCUCUGCUCAAGCACAAGUACCACUUGAAGGCUCAUCUCAAGCACAAGUACCACCACCAACAGGCAGGGGCCGUGGAAAUACAAGUGCUCGAGGCAAAAAAGAUGCACCAACAACAAAAAGCAAAGGCAGAGAUUGAGGUCGAGGUUCAAGUUGGGAGCUUAGAUGCAUCUCCUGAGGAGAUGCACUUGUCUGGAGCACCAUUAGAUAUUUUCUCAACUCAGUAUACUUAGUGGAAUCACAACCACAACAAAAACUUUUGAAGAACAUUAUAUAUUUUGUCUUAGGUUAUAUAUGCCUUCUUUUGUUCAUUUUGUAUGGCAUAAACCAUAGAUAGUUGUGUUGGCUUUAUUUUGUGCUGGCUUUAUUUUGUAUAUGUUUUGAUGUACUUUAGUUGGCUUUAUUUUGUAAA
This is a messenger RNA of Humulus lupulus (European hop), 591 nucleotides long. RefSeq lists its product as uncharacterized. Lineage: Eukaryota; Viridiplantae; Streptophyta; Magnoliopsida; Rosales; Cannabaceae. The record is from RefSeq and is a predicted model, not a curated record. The transcript is spliced from 2 exons. Bases 80 to 412 code for a protein of 110 amino acids.